Messenger RNA from Beta vulgaris subsp. vulgaris (sugar beet), 1577 nucleotides. Its product is annotated as probable caffeine synthase 4. Gene Ontology annotation, biological process: methylation. Bases 99 to 1226 code for a protein of 375 amino acids. Gene Ontology annotation, molecular function: S-adenosylmethionine-dependent methyltransferase activity. NCBI's taxonomy places the organism in Eukaryota, Viridiplantae, Streptophyta, Magnoliopsida, Caryophyllales, Amaranthaceae. The record is from RefSeq and is a predicted model, not a curated record. The transcript is spliced from 4 exons.
UCUUUUGACAAUAAUUGUAAGAAGUAAAUACUAUUAUAUAUACGGUAUAAGCUGGAACGUUUUGGCCAAGUUAAGGAAAUCAAGAAGAAAGGAGAAAGAUGGAGCUAAAAGAAUUCUUUCACAUGAAUGAUGGUGAUGGAAAGCUUAGCUAUUCUCAGAAUUCGUCUGUCCAGAAGGAGGCGUGGUUGAUGAAUCAAUAUAUAUUGGAGAAUGCAAUUCAAUCUAUACUCUCGGAUGAAGAAAACCUAGUGGAAGGCCUUAACAUAGCUGAUUUGGGGUGUGGAGUUGGCCCCGUUCCAUUGGCUUUCGUAACGUUAGUUAUAGAAAUUGUGCGAAAAAAGUACAAGGAAUUGAAGUGCAAUAAUGAGGGUCCAGUGCCUAGAAUUCAGAUCUACAUGAAUGAUCUUCCCUCAAAUGAUUUUAACUUGUUGUUUAGAGAUAUACUGAAUUUGGAGGUCUUCAAAAGAAAAGAAGGUGGUGUGCCUUUGUUCCUCUUGAUGGGAGCUCCAGGUUCCUAUUAUGAGAGACUUUUUCCUAGCAACAGUUUGCAUUUUGUUCAUGCAAGUUAUACCCUCCAUUGGUUUUCCCAGCCUCCAAAAGCACUCAACAGUGAGCAAGGUGCAGUACCAAUAAACAAGGGAAACGUGUAUAUAUCUGAAACAAGUUCUGAGGUUGUAGCAAAGGCUUAUAUGACGCAGUUCGAACAAGACUUCACAAACUUCUUGAAUUGUCGUUGUCAAGAAGUUGUAUCUAAAGGUCGUAUGCUUUUGACAUUUCGAGGUCGUCCAUCUUUAACUAAUCCAUUGAUUUGGCAACCAUGGGAGCUUAUAAUUUUCACUAAGGCCCUUACUUGUCUUGUUUCUGAGGGUUUGAUCGAGGAAGAGAAGGUAGACACUUUUAAUUUCCCUUACUAUUGUGCCUCCAAAGAGGAACUUGAAAGCAUUGUAAAGAAGCAAGGAUCAUUUGCGAUUAAAAAUACAAAGACAAUGGCACAUCAUGUGGCUCAUGAAAUUGAAGAUAAAUGGACAAGAUCCAAAAUCAUAUCCAAAUUCAUUAGAGCUUUCUCUGAAUCUUUAAUUUUGCGUCACUUUGGAAAAGGCGUAUUGGAUCUUUUGUAUGAUAAACUCGCCCAUUAUGCAUUUCAGCAUUUGAAUUAUGGUCGAUCAGCGGAGCACUAUACUGUUGCCAUUUCACUUAUAAAAAAACAGUACAUAUGCAAAUUUUAAGUGUGAUUAACAUAGUUAUAAUAUGUAGAAACAAUGAAAACAGGACACCUUUAAAACGAGGGUCCUUAAUUCAAUGUCUAUUUAGAAUAACUGAUAGGUUAUUAUCUACUCCUCUCCUUUUUUUUUUUGUUAUUCCUGUAUUUUUCAUUGGGAAAUUUCAAUUUGUUAUUCCUAUUUGAAUCUUUUCGUUAAUAAAGGACACUAUAAAUGUGCUCACACAAUUCAAUUACCAUCUUUUACUCUUUUACCCCUCAAAUUUUUGUAUUAUUGGUUGCCUUAAAUAGAGACACUCAAAGGAAAAAAAUCUUUAUUUUUAAUUCAAUCGAAAUUUAUUCAAAAUAGUGAAUCUUG